UAGCACAUAUUUCCCAGAAAGCGUCGUCGAGAAUCACUUUCAGUUGCCCUCAGUAGACCCGGAGAUCCUAAACGAGAAGCAACGUGGUUUUUGCUCGCUGUCGAGCAUUUUCCUCUCCCAUCCAAUUGGCAUUUUCGAAAAUACCGAUUUGGCUACGAAGAGAGCGUGUAGUGACGCCGAUUGCAUGCUAUAUGGGCAUCGCGUGUGUAGUUUCUCUGUAGUCAGCACCGUGCUCACAAGCGGGAGUAAGCGAAAGAGAGGAGAAAGAGCAGUUCAAAAGAGAAGCAAAGAAACUUUUUACAGUGUAGCACCGCUGUGUGCUCUGCACAAACACGGAGAGACUUUUAGUAUCGCAGGAGAUUCCUAGGCGUAAGCACUUGCUGCACAAGGGGUGCUCAACAGCACGGUGAAUUGAAAACAACAAUUAUACAUAGCACAGUGUGUUGUUCAACUUCUUGUACAAGACAUCAUCCAUAAACAUUAUAGCAUAUACACGGAUGAUGUGUUUUUGGCGAAACUGAAUUAAAUGUGAGGAGAAUUUUAAGAGAAAGAGAGGAGAGAAAAGAAUAUUAUACAAUGCAAGAAUUAACAGCAGGUAAUUAAAAAAAUCAAAAGCAACACACAGCAAAAGGGGAUACAGCAUCCUUGCUAUAUAUCUUGAAAGCUCACAUUGAAAAAAAAAACGUCCGUGAAAAAGCUCCCCAAAGGUCGCAGAUAUUCUCAAAUGAUUGAGUCAGAGGAACUCGAAGUUUUGUGUGAUUUGCAAAUAGACGAUAUCUUCAGGGAUGAGGAUAUUGUACCCAUUGAUGGUGGAUCCCAGGAAGGAGAUCAAUCGGGGAUCCUUAGUGCGGAAGACCAAGGAGAUGUUCAAGCUUUAGUUGAAGCUGUAGAUCUCGUUCCAAAUAUCGAUGAAGAGCGGAUAGAAGAAGAAAAAAAUGAAGAGCCUCAGGCGGAACAGAUGCCAGUUUUGGUUGAAAUUCCCCAAGAGACCUCAGAUGAGCAGCAUGCAAUUCUCCCGGAGCUCUCUCCGCUGGGCAAUGCCUCGUCUGCAUCAUCAGACAGUUGGUCGACGACUAGUUCCGAAUUGAAACCAAAGCGAGCAAAGAGGAGGUGCAUUCCAUGCAAUCUCACCUUCAAGCAUCACUAUGAUUUCUUUGAACACCACCGGAAGCACGUAGCGAUGCCCAUUCUGAGGUUGAAGCAACUAACACAGAGAGAGAUUGAAUUCCAGGAGUAUCUCAAGAAGGGUCGGCAGCAAUUUCUCUGUGCGCGGAAAAAGACUUCUCCACACUUUGUGCUGAAGAAACCAACGGUUUCGGCAACAGAUGGUGAUGGGUUGAAGCUGAAGUUUAAAUUCCACAACGUUCAGAUGAACAAUGAGGAGGAUCAGCGAAUAAAUGGGAUCAGGGAUGAAUUUCGGCGGACAAUGUUUGAGAAAAAGGGCGAAAAGAUAUUGAAAGCGUCUGAAAUUAAGCAGAGUCCACCUGGGUCGCCGGGAUUGACAAAUCGAGCACCCAGAGAGCUGAUCCCCAUUCCGGAAUUGCCGAAUGAUUUAAUUCCCCCGGAUAGGAUUCACUUUGAGUGCCCCACAUUGGAUGGUUUGGAUCAAUUUAACAGCGACACGAGUAGCGAGGAUGCUUCGGAUAUUCUUAAGAAUCUACUGGAAUUCAAUCAGCAACCCCCAAUGAUGGAACCCGAAUGGAAUGGUCAGGUACCGAAUGAAUUUAUCUCAAUUGAAAAGCUAGGGCAUGUCUGUCGGGUAUGUCAUAUGAACUUUACGGAUCCGGUGCUACUGUUCCAGCAUCAGAGGCAGACGGGGCAUGAAUUACCGCCACAGGGACCAUCAAUGCCGCCACACGGCCCAGGACAACCGUACCCAAUGAGUCAACAACACCCACAGAUGCCACGCAUGCCUGGAAAUCCGAUGUACCGUCCUCAUGAUGCAAUGAGCUAUGGGCCAAGGAUUCGUGAUAUUCAUCCACCUCCGCCGCACCAUCAGGGCCCCGGAGGGCAGAUGGCAUUGCGUCUGCAGCAAAUGCGAAAUGGUCAAUUUAGACCUGUGAUGCCCGUCCAAUUCUCCAACAUUCGAACUCGUCAUCCUCCACCACUGUACAGGGUUGGUAGUCCGCAGGGAAUGCAGCCCAAUGCACCAGCGAUGUCUCAACUUGCAAAUCGUCAGCAGCAGAUGCACAUGCAGCCACAGACGCAACAGCAACCCCAUAUGAUGGGUUCUAAUCAAGCACCAGGCUAUCGGUUUGCCGUAUCGAAUGGGAUGAUGAUGAAUGGUGGAUCAAUUGUAAUGGAUCACGGCUACCCACAGUCGCAACAUAUGAUGGGUGAGGCCGGACAGAUGCAGUCUCCACUAAUGGGACCAAUGUAUCGUGGUGGUAGACCAGUUCUGCCGCCACGACGUCAUUCAAUCGCACCAAUUGGAAUUCGACCGAGUCUCGGGCAAUUCCAACCGCCUGCCAAGAAACCCCGAACUGAUGGAAUGCAACCCCUAGGGGAUGGUCCAAUGAUAACAAUGCCACCACGGGCAGAGGGUGUUCCGGUCAUUGAAAGUGUUCAAAGUGGUCCGGCGGUGGCUCUUCCACAGCCAUCGGAAUGCAGUACGAGCAAAAGUAGCCCAACACCAUCGGGACAGAAGAGUCCCAAAGCAGUGGCGAAUAUCUUGGCGACGCGUGGAAUUACCGUGACUCAGAGUGAUCUCAGCAAGAGCAAGGAGAGUGUUGUGAAUGAAAGGGUUAUCGAGGGUGGAUCCAAGGAUAAGAUACCCGAUGACACGGAUAGUGUGGUACAGAAAUUGGCUCUCAAUAGCUCAGUGAGCAUAAUUUCAAAGAAGAAAACUCCCGUGUUGACGAUUGAUGUGACUGAAGAGGAAAUGAAUGCUUCCGCUCCUGCUGCUUCCUCACCCAAAACCGACGUUGCCAAAAUUCCCACACUCAAACCACGACACACCACCUUCCUGUCCUGUCCGGAGGUGCAUUGUCAGAAGAAAUUCCUCACGGAGGAGGCCUUACAGAGGCACACGCAGAAGGGACAUCACAGCAACAUCCGGUUUAAGUGUACAAAGUGCAGCGUGAUGUUCCCCUCAUCGGAGAGUCUCAUCAUCCAUCAGAGACGCGUUCAUAAGACCACAAGAAUGCCAGGAGAGGAGCUAGGGAUCCCAAUUGUGGAUCUCAAUAAUUCCCAAAGUAGAAUGAAGCUCCUCAGCAUGGGCAUAAGGAAUGUUAUCCCACUGGGGAAUAUCAAUAAAGUCUCAAACGGAUUCUUCGGCUUACCCCUGGUAUGCCUCAAAGGUGCUCCAAAUAUGGCUCUGUCAAAUCUUCAAACAAUCGGAGCUGAUAGUGUCCUGUCUCUAGGACCAAUAAAGUCCAUCCUGCCCAAAUAGCCCUCAUCCCCCGUGGCCAAUGAUGGAGAAUCAAAGGAAAUGUGAUUAUCAUCAGAAUGUAUACAAAAAAAAAGAAGAAUUAACUAGUUUUAGUCUAUAAAAAAUUCCUAACUUCCUAAAGAUUAUUAUGUAUGUCAGAAUUAGAAUCUUCAAAAGAAUUAUUCGUCUUCUAUAAUAUAGAUUGUAAGAAAAUAAUGUAUAUAACAAUGUUCCUGCAAUAACAGAUAAAAAUGUAAAUUUUAUCUUCUAAUUUAUCAAAAUUCAAUUUGAAACAAUUUUCUUUUAAUUUUGAAUUAAUUUUGAGAUUAUUAGUUACUUUAUGAAAUAUUUAUUUGAUUUAUAAUACAUAUUGUAUUGACGAAACUUAAUAUUAAACCUAUCCAUUGUAUAUUAUUUAUAAUUUAGCAAGAAAAUAAUUAAAAGCAGUGCUAUAAAAUUCAGCAUAAUUUGUGUUAAUUUCUAUGUAUUCUUGGAAUGUUCUUUAUUUUAUGAUAAAUACUAUUAUUAUUUACAGUAGAAUAUUAUGACGGAAAUAAACAUUUUCUACAUUUACAAAUCAUAA
Messenger RNA from Lutzomyia longipalpis, 3953 nucleotides. RefSeq lists its product as uncharacterized. The record is from RefSeq and is a predicted model, not a curated record. Gene Ontology annotation, biological process: regulation of transcription by RNA polymerase II. Gene Ontology annotation, molecular function: DNA-binding transcription factor activity; RNA polymerase II cis-regulatory region sequence-specific DNA binding. The coding region runs from base 725 to 3391 and encodes 888 amino acids. NCBI's taxonomy places the organism in Eukaryota, Metazoa, Arthropoda, Insecta, Diptera, Psychodidae. The transcript is spliced from 3 exons.